Molecule: messenger RNA, 1884 nt
Organism: Danio aesculapii
Lineage: Eukaryota; Metazoa; Chordata; Actinopteri; Cypriniformes; Danionidae
Gene: slc5a5
Product: solute carrier family 5 member 5
Exons: 15
Coding region: 1-1806 (601 amino acids)
Biological process (GO): iodide transmembrane transport; sodium ion transport
Cellular component (GO): membrane
Molecular function (GO): symporter activity
Source: RefSeq, a predicted model, not a curated record
AUGGCUAUGGAGUCUGACAGACCACCGGGCUUCUGUUUGGUGGAUUAUGCUGUAUUUGCUGCAAUGCUGGGAGUGUCGGUGGGCAUCGGUCUGUUCCAGUCUUUGAGAAGGAACCCGGGUCGCUCUAAUGUGGACAGCUUCUUCACAGGCGGCAGGGGAUUCUCUGCUGUGCCGGUUGGACUGUCGCUCUGUGCCAGCUUUAUGUCAGCUGUACAGGUGCUUGGUGUGCCUUCAGAGGCAUAUUUGUAUGGCUUCAAGUUCCUGUAUAUGUGCCUGGGACAAGGGCUCAACUCCCUCAUGACGGCCGUUCUGUUCGUUCCUGUGUUUUAUCGUCUCAAAAUCACCAGCUCAAGCCAGUAUUUAGGAAUGAGGUUUGGCAGAGGGAUGCAGCUCUUGGGAAGUUUGCAGUUCAUUGUAGCAACUCUCCUCUACACUGGAAUAGUGAUCUUUGCUCCUGCAGUCAUCUUGAAUCAAGCCACAGGCCUAAAUAUGUGGGCGUCUCUUUUCUCAACUGGGCUCAUCUGCACAUUUUACACCACAGUGGGUGGCAUGAAGGCUGUAAUCUGGACUGAUGUGUUUCAGAUUGUAGUCAUGCUCUCUGGGUUCAUUGCAGUCUUCAUUCAGGGCACCAUAUUGGCAGGAGGGCCUGCCAGAGUUUUAGAGAUUGCCAACAAUGGAUCCCGCAUCAAUUUUAAUGAUUUUGCAAUAGACCCUCAAAGGCGGUAUUCAUUUUGGAGCUUCACAGUGGGCGGCACUAUGGUCUGGUUAUCCAUGUAUGGAGCCAAUCAGGCCCAAGUACAGCGAUACAUAUCAUGCAGAACUGAGAAACAAGCCCAACUGGCGCUGCUGGUGAAUCAGGUGGGUCUGUGUCUGAUUGUGAGCAGUGCCGCCACCUGUGGAAUUGUGAUGUUUGCUUUAUACUCCAACUGUGACCCACUGAAGACCGGCAGAAUAUCAGCACCUGAUCAGUACAUGCCGUACCUGGUUUUGGACAUUUUCCGGAAUCAUCCAGGCUUCCCGGGUCUUUUUCUAGCUUGUGCCUACAGUGGGACUUUAAGUACCGUCUCCACCAGCAUCAAUGCCAUGGCUGCUGUCACUAUGGAGGACGUGAUGAAGCCAUGGUUAAUCACCAUUUCACAGAGAAAACAACUCAUGCUGUCCAGAUCUUUAUCGCUGUUCUAUGGGCUUGGCUGCAUUACAAUGGCUGCACUCUCCUCUCUGCUGGACUGGGGAGUCCUUCAGGGUUCGUUCACAGUGAUGGGUGUAGUGAACGGUCCACUCCUGGGAGCGUUUGUCCUCGGCAUGUUUGUUCCUGCCACAAAUAAACCAGGGGUCUUCUCAGGUGUGGCAGUGGGUUUCUGUCUGUCUUUAUGGCUUGCUGUUGGAAGCACGAUUUAUCCUCCUUCACCACAAAUUAUGGGUGUUUUGCCCACUAGUGCUGGUCAGUGUCUGACAACCAAUGCAACGCUCAACACCACAGCAUCUGUCCUAGCUUCAUCAAUCCCUCAGGAUUACCGCUUUCAAAACAUCUAUUCAAUAUCCUACCUGUAUUUUGGAGCUCUUUCAACUAGUGCUGUCGUGCUGGUCGGUGUGGUGGUCAGUUAUAUUACAGGACCAACUAAGAAGGAUUCUAUCAGCCCAGGUUUGUUACGGUGGAACUUGGAACAAAAGACCUGCGAUGCAUCUUGCCAUAUUUUGAAUGAAACUAUAACACCAAAUCCCACAGAAAUCCUUCUGACUCCGAAGAAACUUUCCCCCAUUGCUGCUGAUAAACAAGAUGUUUUACUGACCAAAGGUGGAAUUUAGACAUGUGCAGGAUUUGUUUUGUCUGAUUUUAAACUAAUAUCCAAAUGCAGAUUAAUUCAAAUAAAAUGACUUCUUGUG